AGAGAUGAUAAAAAAUAUUUAUAUGAAAAGAUAACCUACUUAAAGAUCGAAUUUCAAAAUUUUCAACCAUUAUUUAAACCGACAAACUCUUCCAUGAAUUUGGUGGAACACCAUAGGAAUAAACUUGAAGCUUCCCUUUUUAAUGGAUUAAGAGAUGCGGAAAAGUUCGUUUUAAAAAAUGAUUUUGGAUAUCCGUCGGUAAAUGUACUUGAUUCAAUCAAUGACAGGGAAGAUGUUCGAUCUGUUAAGAAGGUUUUAUCUCAUUUAAAUGAUACUGCCUUUUACUUGUAUAAGCUGAAACAAAUGUUGAUGAUUUACGAAGAAUAUUUGUUUGAGGUUUCGAUUAAGCUCGCUAGCAUUGGUAUAGACAGAGACGGUAUAUUUGAACCUUCUAGACAAGAUUUAAAAUAUCUUCAAAAUUCUGUCGAACAUUUAAAAUCAGCUCAUUAUAAUUUUAUUCGAAAAUUUUUCCAUUUUUUUUAA
This is a messenger RNA of Funneliformis caledonium, 483 nucleotides long. Lineage: Eukaryota; Fungi; Glomeromycota; Glomeromycetes; Glomerales; Glomeraceae. The record is from the annotation of a GenBank genome assembly.